This is a messenger RNA of Darwinula stevensoni, 441 nucleotides long. Lineage: Eukaryota; Metazoa; Arthropoda; Ostracoda; Podocopida; Darwinulidae. The record is from the annotation of a GenBank genome assembly.
AUGACGCAGGUGGUGGUCGUACUGGUAGUACACGCCUGGGCAAAGCCAACUGCAGAUCCAGCUGCAGACCCAGACCCAGCCAGAAACAGAGGUGUGUCGAGCAGUAGCGGAGGUGGAUGCGGAGGUGGCUGCGGCUCCUCCAGCUCCAGUGGAGGCGGCUUCGCAAGGAUCCGCCUCAACCCAAGGUUCAAGCGAGUGAAAGGGGCGAUGCAGAACAAGAAGGUCGUGAGACGAAUCGUGCCCAUCUACUACACGAAGCCCAUCUUCGUGCCCAUCUCCAAGCCAUUCCCCAUCUAUCGGCCGAUGCCAUUGAACGUCCCAUACCCGGUUCCCAUUGGAGGAGGAUACAAUGGUGGCGGCGGCGGCGGCGGUGAUAGGGACCAUGUCAUCGUCAUCAAUGACGGCUCCGGCGGCGGUGACGACAGUAACGAGAGCAAGUAG